GUGUGCAUGUGAAUUAGAAAUAAUACAUUUUUCGUACGCAUAUCUCAGACGUUUGGUCAUUUAGAACUAAGGUUUAAACAAAACAGUGCAAUAGUCCUGCUGCCGCGAGUGAAACACCUGCAUAUGUAGAAAACUAAGAAACGCCCGCAAAUCGCUUCCGUGGCACAUUUCAUUCAUCGAUUGGAUCGAAAUUCGAUUCGGAGUGUUACUUUUCGCAGUAUUGUUUGCAAGUGCUCGCAAAGAGGACGUGUUUUUUUUAGUGGGUCAUAGCCAUAUAGUACCGAUCCAAUUCCAAUCCGGAAAUGAGCGAAGUGCCGGAGAGCAGUAAAAAGCGUCAGAAGACGUGCCUACAGGUGGCGACGAAUGUGACCGAGCAGAAGCACCAUGUCACCCGGGAGACGCGCGGCAAGAAUCUGGGCCUGUGCCGGGGUUUCCGAGGAUGCACCGUGUGGCUGACUGGGCUGAGUGGUGCUGGAAAGACCUCGAUCGCCUUCGAGCUGGAGGCCUACCUGGUGUCGCGUGGCAUUCCGGCUUACGGACUGGACGGCGACAACAUCCGCACCGGACUGAACAAGAAUCUGGGCUUUACGCCCGCCGAGCGCGAGGAGAACAUCCGUCGCGUGGGCGAGGUGGCCAAGCUGUUCGCCGACAGCGGAGUAGUGGCCAUCUGCAGCUUCGUCUCCCCUUUCGCCGAUGAUCGCGAGAUGGCGCGUAAGAUCCACAAGGAUGCGGGCCUGAAGUUCUACGAGAUAUUCGUGGACACGCCGCUGGACGUGUGCGAAACACGCGACGUGAAGGGAUUGUACAAGAAGGCACGCGAGGGCGUCAUCAAGGGUUUUACGGGCAUCACACAGGAGUACGAGCGACCGCAGAUGCCGGAACUGGUGGUCAACACCCACGGCUACACCGUGCAGGAGUCCACACAGAAGCUGGUGGCUCUGCUCGAACAGGAGGGCAUCAUUCCGCGCUCGCUGCGCGACGUGGACCAGCUGCCGGAGUUGUAUCCCAGCGAAUCCAUUGCCACGGAGGCACUGCGCCACGAGGCCAAGUCGCUGCAGGCCAUCGAGAUCAGCACCGUGGAGCUGCAGUGGGUGCAGGUGCUGGCCGAAGGAUGGGCCUAUCCACUGCGCGGAUUUAUGCGCGAGGACGAGUACCUGCAGACGCUGCACUUCAACACACUCCAGAGCGGUUUGGAUGGUUCCUAUCGCGAGAAUCACUCGGUGCCCAUUGUUCUGAGUGCCACGCAGGCGGACAAGGAACGUCUGGAUGGCUGCUCCUCGCUUACGCUCCAAUACAACGGCAAAGCGGUGGCGAUUCUGCGACGUCCCGAGUUCUACUACCAGCGCAAGGAGGAGCGGCUGGCCCGCCAGUUCGGCACCAGCAAUCCCAAUCAUCCGUACAGCAAGCAGGUGCUUGAGGCCGGAGAUUAUCUGGUCGGCGGCGAUCUGGCCGUGAUCGAACGGAUUCGCUGGGAGGAUGGACUGGACCAGUAUAGGUUGACGCCCAACGAGCUGAGGCGCCGGUUCAAGGAGCUCAACGCCGACGCCAUUUUCGCCUUCCAGCUGCGCAACCCCAUCCACAACGGACAUGCCCUCCUCAUGCAGGACACUCGCCGGCAGCUGCUGGAUCGCGGCUUCAAGCAGCCGGUGCUGCUGUUGCAUCCGCUGGGUGGCUGGACCAAGGACGACGAUGUGCCGCUGGAUGUGCGCAUGAAGCAGCACCAGGCCGUCCUCGAUGCCGGCGUCCUGCGGCGCGAGGACACUGUGCUGGCCAUCUUCCCCUCGCCAAUGAUGUACGCCGGUCCCACGGAGGUGCAGUGGCACGCAAAGGCGCGCAUGAACGCCGGCGCCAACUUCUAUAUCGUGGGACGCGAUCCGGCGGGCAUGCCCCAUCCGGACAAGGAGGCCUACCCGGAUGGCAACCUCUACGACGCCACCCAUGGAGCGCGAGUCCUGAAAAUGGCUCAAGGACUGGACAGCAUGGAGAUCCUGCCGUUCCGGGUAGCUGCCUACGAUAAAAGCUCCAGCAGUAUGGCCUUCUUCGAACCUAAACGUAAGGACGAGUUCGAGUUUAUCUCGGGGACCAAGAUGCGAACCCUGGCCAAGACGGGAGCCAGUCCGCCGGAUGGCUUCAUGGAGCCCGAGGCGUGGAGAAUCCUGGCUACCUACUACCAGAACCUGCCGCAGGCGUAACCCACUGCCAGGACCCGACCAGCAACGUGCAAUUCCUCCUAGUUAUAGCUUGUGUGCUUAGUAUACAUAUUCCCACUUUAUGGCCGCUUAUCACUUACCACAUUUUUCCAUCUGUCCAUCGUUAUUAACCCAAAUCCGGACCUGUCCUUGUGUGUGAAUGUGGUGGUCCUGCUAUUUAAAUGUUCGUAUCGUACAAUCUACUUGUAUCUACACAUAAGUCGCCCAAUUCUCUGUUUAUCAUAGGCUCAAUUUCGUGCAGCUAUUUUGUAAACUGUUUUUUAAAUACAUAUAUAAAUAAUUA
Molecule: messenger RNA, 2493 nt
Organism: Drosophila elegans
Lineage: Eukaryota; Metazoa; Arthropoda; Insecta; Diptera; Drosophilidae
Gene: Papss
Product: bifunctional 3'-phosphoadenosine 5'-phosphosulfate synthase
Exons: 4
Coding region: 303-2192 (629 amino acids)
Biological process (GO): 3'-phosphoadenosine 5'-phosphosulfate biosynthetic process; sulfate assimilation
Molecular function (GO): sulfate adenylyltransferase (ATP) activity; adenylylsulfate kinase activity; ATP binding
Source: RefSeq, a predicted model, not a curated record